Euleptes europaea (tarantolino) is the source of this 633-nucleotide messenger RNA. RefSeq names its product ephrin A1 (gene EFNA1). The record is from RefSeq and is a predicted model, not a curated record. Gene Ontology annotation, biological process: ephrin receptor signaling pathway; axon guidance. Gene Ontology annotation, molecular function: ephrin receptor binding. The transcript has 5 exons. The coding region runs from base 1 to 633 and encodes 210 amino acids. Gene Ontology annotation, cellular component: plasma membrane. Lineage: Eukaryota; Metazoa; Chordata; Lepidosauria; Squamata; Sphaerodactylidae.
AUGGCGCUGUGGCUGCUGCUGGCCUGGGCGCCCCUGCUGGGCCCGUGGGGCGGGCUGUGCGCGGCCGAGCGCCACACCGUCUUUUGGAACAGCACCAACCCCAAGUUUCUAUGGGAUGACUACGCCGUUCAGGUACAUCUCAACGAUUACCUGGAUAUCAUCUGUCCACACUACGAGGACGGCAGCGUCCCCCUGCACUCCAUGGAGCGCUACACCCUCUACCUGGUGGAGCAGGAGGAGUACGAAACAUGCAAGCCGCGCUCAAAGGACCAGAUCCGCUGGGAGUGUGACCGGCCGGACGCCCUGCAUGGGCCAGAACGCUUCUCCGAGAAAUUCCAGCGGUUCACACCGUUCACACUCGGCAAAGAGUUUCGGGAGGGUCACGCAUACUAUUACAUCUCAAAGCCAAUCCAUCGCCACGGAGAUACCUGCCUCAAGCUGAAGGUGAUGGUGGCUGGAAAAAGCACUCGGACACCGCCUGGCCGCGCUCCCACCCAGAAGGGGAGACUCCAGUCAGAUGACCCCGAUGCCCCGAUGUUGCGGAGCGUGGGCCAGAACUCCGCGCCCCGGCCCUGCAGCCCUUUCACGUUCAUCGGCCUCUUGGUCCCGCUACUGCUGUGGCACGGACUCUGA